CUGAGCGGGACUUUUAUGUUGGUGAGGCGGCGUGACGUCAUAAGGCUGCGCCGCGCUCCUGCAGCUGAGAUUCUGCUAAAGAAAGAGAAACUCCUGCUGAAGCACACUGUUAUAAAGAUGGAGUUUAUUAAAGAGGAGACUGAAGACGUGGAGAUUGAAGAAACACUCAAACAUGAAGAUACUGACGAACACACAGAGAUAGCGUUUAUUAAGACUGAGGACAUGAAGAUUGAAGCAGCUUUCACACUCAGAUAUGAAGAUCUGGAGGAUAACCAAACAGAGAUGGAGUUUAUUAAAGAGGAGAGUGAAGACGUGAAGAUUGAAGAAGAUUUCAGAGUUGAACAUGAAGACACUGAGACACAAACAGACCUGAUGACACUGAAAGAGAAGAGUCGAGAACUGAAUGAAACCGAAGAAAAAAGUCAGACUGAGAAAUGUCAUGAUGUCACGGCUGAGGAAAAAUCUUUUAGUUACUCUCAGACUCGUAAAAGAGAAACUAGAAAGCGUAAAGUCCAGACGAGAGUUCACACUAAAGAGAGACCGUUCACCUGUCAACGCUGUGGAAAGAGUUUCUGUCGAAAACAAACCCUUAGACGUCACUUGAAAACCCACAAACGCAAACCUUUUACCUGCAAACGGUGUGGGAAGGGUUUCAAACUAAAAAGUUUUCUUAAGACUCACAUGAGAGUUCACUUCGUUGAAAAGCUGUUCAUAUGCUUUCAGUGUGGAAAGAGUUUCAGUCAAAAAGAGAGUCUUAAUGGCCACAUGAGAAUUCACACUGUAGAAGGCUCUUUCACCUGCAAACUGUGUGGAAAGAGUUUCAAACAUAAAAGAAGCCUUAAGUAUCACAUGAGUAUUCACUCUGGAGUGGAGCCGUUCAUAUGCCCUCACUGUAAAAAGAGUUUUACACUGAAAAAGAAACUUGCAACCCAUUUGAGGAUUCACAACAGAGACAAUCCUCACACCUGCAAACUUUGUGGGAAGAGUUGCACAUCAAAUGCUCAUCUAAUGUCUCACAAUAGAGUUCACACCAGAGAGAAGCCUCACACCUGCGCACUGUGUGGGAAGGGAUUCACACAAAAUGGCCAUCUGAUGAUUCACAUGAGAGUUCACACCGGAGAGAAGCCUCACACCUGCGCACUGUGUGGGAAGAGUUUCAAACAUAAAAGAAGUCUUAAGCAUCACAUGAGUAUUCACUCAAGAGAGAAGUGUUUUAGAUGUCAUGUGUGUGAAACAAGUUUCACUGACAAGAUUCACCUUAAGAAUCAUGUACAAAAUCACAUUGGGGAGAGGCCUUGCAUGUGCCAUCACUGUGGAAAAAGUUUCACAAACAAAGCAUAUCUUCAGUCUCACAUAAGAUGUCACACUGGAGAGAAGCCUUUCACCUGCCCUCAGUGUGGAAAGAGCUUCACGGUUAAAGGAAACCUUAAGAUUCACAUGAGAGUUCACACUGGAGAGAGGCCUUUCCCCUGCCCUCAGUGUGAAAAGAGUUUUAAAAUGAAAGGGCACCUUAAUGUUCACAUGCGACUUCACACUGGAGAGAAGCCUUACAAGUGUCCUCAGUGUGACAUGAGUUGCUCAUAUCACAUAAGCCUGAAACAGCACUUGCAAACUCAUUCUGGAAAUAAUUCCUAGUUUUCCAUGUGACAAAAGGUUUAGAAAUAAUGCAUUCGCUUUGGAGAAAGUUCAAUUGUAAUUGGUGUAAUAAAAAAGUCAGACUUACAAAUAAAUGAAUAUUCAUUCAAUUGUGACCCUGUUUGUGUUCUUUGUAAAAAAAAGAAAAAAAAAAAGUACCCUUACAAAAAGUAUGUUCAAAACCGCUAUUAAUAUACUUAUUUUCACAUAAGAAUAAAAAGUAAUAGCCUCCCUUUAAAAAAAUAAAAUUUGUUGGUAAAAUGAAGUUUUUGUUUUAUCCAGCUGUAUUUACUGUAGUAUAAAUAGCCACAAGCGGGGAUCAUCGGGGUCCAAGCACAACCCAUUGGGCAAUUGAUGUUGAAAACACAUCACAAAAAAAUAGGUCAGAUAAGCAAAUCCAACUGAUGUCAAAAACCUGAAAAGACAUUGAUUUGAUGUAAAUUUAACGUCAAACAAAUUGGCCUACUUAAACAUUAAACCAAUUUCAUUGUAGGAUUAACUUCCUAAUAUCACCUAGUUACCACUGGAAGAAUUUGCUGUCCAAAGGGAAUUUAAAAUGAUGUUACAGCAUCGUCAUCAGCAGGGGCACUUUAAUUAUCCAGAGGCCGCUGGGCUACAGCAUUAUGGUAGCCCCCCCCCCAAUUAUAAAUGUCAAAUUUCGUUUUUGUCUUCUUAUUGAUAUGCUAAUUAACAUUUUAAACACUUUUCUGCGUAAAAUGUUAAUGUAAGUGAAUAUACCUCUUUGCCAGAUGGUGGCGCUUGUGGAACAGCAGAAUUAUAGCCUUUACAUACAAUAAAUUAUAUGAAAAGAAAGUGCCAUUAGAACUUUCCUGGCUGAAAUGUGAGUUUACAGGUAUGAUUUAAACACCAUAAAUUACACAAAAUAUUCAUUAUUCAUCAUCAGUAGAUUGAAACACAAGUUGGCAUAUAUGUGAGCUAUUUGGUGACUGCUAACUGCGUUUUUUUCAUUUUGAAACAUGCCAUGCUCGUGUUUGAUUAAUUAAAUCAUAGCCGUUUAAAGUAUAAUGAUCACAUUUAAGCAAUAAGGUUUCUGUUUUUCCAUCCCCAGAUUUAAAAUUAAGACUUUGAAGCAGCACCUCUGAUGGAACAUAGUGACUGAAUCUAAAACCUUCAGCUGACACACAGAUUAUAUCUACACAUUUGUAAAUUACUGAAGUUGCACUGUAUGACAUUACAGAAAGUUGUCCGGUCCAGUUCCUUUCACAUAGCAGCUGUGUUACAUGUUAAGCUGCACAUUAUAGAGCCUGGUCUCCGACAGCUUAUCAGAAUUGCCGUCCCGGUAAUUUAGAUUUGAUUAGAUUAGAUUAGAUUCAACUUUAUUGUCACUGCACAUACAAGGUACAAGGCAACGAAAUGCAGUUAGCAUCUAACCAGAAGUGCAAUAAGCAGUAAGUACAGAAUAUACAAGGU
This is a messenger RNA of Cyprinus carpio (common carp), 3066 nucleotides long. RefSeq lists its product as uncharacterized. Gene Ontology annotation, cellular component: nucleus. Gene Ontology annotation, biological process: regulation of transcription by RNA polymerase II. Lineage: Eukaryota; Metazoa; Chordata; Actinopteri; Cypriniformes; Cyprinidae. Gene Ontology annotation, molecular function: RNA polymerase II transcription regulatory region sequence-specific DNA binding; DNA-binding transcription factor activity, RNA polymerase II-specific. The record is from RefSeq and is a predicted model, not a curated record.